AUCCCUGAAUUUCACUUAACGCCUUACGAACUGAUGAUCUUGCCUUUCAUUUGUGGCGGAAAGGCAGCUUACAUCACCGGUGCAGUGUGGACGGAAAUUAAUUGAUUUAUAUAAAUGAUAGCAAAAAACUUUACCUCACUUUUUAGGAUGUCAAUCAUAUAGACGAGAUCGUGACGAAUAUUUGGAGGCGCCAGCAAAGUCUACGGACAAAAACAUGUUAAAAACAGCUUCCAGCAGAAACACAUAUUCAGCACUAUUAGCUGUUUUUGUGAUUGUGGGUUCAAUACUAAUUUUCUUGGUUUACUUUCCACCAUCAUCUACUUCAUGUUCGUCCACAUAUGUGGAUUUCACAUUGGUAAAGGAAAAGGUAAUUGUGGCUACAAAUAAAACAGAAAAGCCUGUGGAAAAGCCUCUUCUUUUGCUGUGGUUCUGGCCACUGGGCAGGCGAUGGAAUUUUGGAAGCUGCAAAACCCUGUUCAACAUCGAUAACUGUGUUCUUACAGAUGACCGAUCCCUUUACGACAAAGCAGAUGGAGUUAUCAUUUUCCACAGAGACAUCAUGCAUGACUUGGCAAACCUGCCCCAGUCUCCUCGUCCACCUUUUCAGAAGUGGAUCUGGUUUCAUGUGGAAUCACCAACAAAUACAGUGAAAAUACCAGGCCUGGAAAACCUCUUUAAUCUCACCUUGAGCUAUAGACGAGACGCUGACAUCACUGUGCGAAAUGAAUUGACAGUCUUGAGAAGGACUGAAAUGGAAGGGGAAUUUGUGAUGCCCAAGAAAGACAAAGUAGUUUGUUGGAUUGUGAGCAACAAUGACCCUUCAACUGGGACAUCAACCAGAGCAAGGUAUUACCAAGAGCUUGUGAAACAUAUUAAGAUACAUGUUUAUGGAAGAGCUUUCACAGGACAUAGUUUGAGGUAUGAGGAGUAUUACCCAACUCUUGCCAGCUGUAAAUUCUACCUCGCAUUUGAGAAUUCAAUCCACAGAGAUUACAUCACAGAAAAAGUGAAUGGACCGCUUGUCGCAGGAACUGUACCAGUAGUCAUGGGUCCGCCUCGAGAGAACUAUGAACAGUUCAUCCCACCUGAAUCUUUUAUUCAUAUUAAUGAUUUCUCUAAUGCAAAGGCACUGGCUGACUUCCUGCUUCAAUUGGACCAGAAUGAUGAGAUGUAUCUAAAUUACUUUAAGUGGAGGAGGUACUUCAAAGCCAAGCCCCACCUCCUGACGUUAGAAGAAGAAUUCAUUCAACCUGUCUGUACAGCCUGUGAAUACAUGGCAAGAGACAAUACAUACUACAAGGUUGUCCAUGACCUUUACACUUGGUACUUUGGUUGAAAUAUUCUGUUCUAUGUAUGUAUGUACAGUGGAUAUUAAAAGUCUACACACCCCUGUGA
Esox lucius (northern pike) is the source of this 1395-nucleotide messenger RNA. Its product is annotated as 4-galactosyl-N-acetylglucosaminide 3-alpha-L-fucosyltransferase 9. The record is from RefSeq and is a predicted model, not a curated record. The coding region runs from base 215 to 1336 and encodes 373 amino acids. Lineage: Eukaryota; Metazoa; Chordata; Actinopteri; Esociformes; Esocidae. Gene Ontology annotation, cellular component: membrane. Gene Ontology annotation, molecular function: alpha-(1->3)-fucosyltransferase activity. The transcript is spliced from 2 exons.